Molecule: messenger RNA, 1160 nt
Organism: Aspergillus versicolor CBS 583.65
Lineage: Eukaryota; Fungi; Ascomycota; Eurotiomycetes; Eurotiales; Aspergillaceae
Exons: 1
Coding region: 407-913 (168 amino acids)
Source: RefSeq, a predicted model, not a curated record
UCUGCAACAUGGCGCUGGGCGGCGCCCUAUACCGAGCACCCAUCAAGUCGAGUUCAAAGAAUAUCCUUGACCUAGGGACGGGAACCGGAUCGUGGGCAAUUGACAUGGCCGAGUAUGACUUACAUCUCUUCCAGGAGUUCUUGCUAACUUGAGCUACGGUAGCCUCUUUCCCGAAGCCGUUGUGACUGGAAAGCUAUCCACUCUCAACAGUCUAGGUUUUUGAUUGUUGAUUAUUUGAUUACAGGGACGGACUUGAGCCCAAUUCAGCCGAAAUGGCGAGUCCUGGCGGCCUUGAAAGUUCUGGGACCACUGCUGACGAGGAAUUAGGAUACCCCCAAACUGCCGAUUCGAAAUCGAUGACUUCGAAUCGCAGUGGAACUUCUCGCACCAGUUCGACUUCAUCCACAUGCGAGGCAUAGAAGGAUCGGUCAAAGACUUCGACCAACUGUUCACACAAGCUCUCAACAACCUCACCCCCGGCGGAUGGUUUGAAAUCUGCGAUUUCACCGUAGGAGUCUUCUCCGACGACGACUCUGCCGAAAAGGCGAUCAAUAUGCAGCGAUGGCGCGAACUCUUGAUCGAGGCGAGCACCAAAUUCGGGAAGCAGCUCAGUGUGGCGAAGAACUAUAAGCAGUGGAUGGCUGACGCUGGGUUCAGCAACGUCCAGGAGGAUAUCCGCAAAGUGCCAUUCUCUCCAUGGGCAAAGGACCCGAAGCUCAAGGAACUAGGGAGAUACCAGCAGACGAAUAUGCUGGAGGUGCUUGAAGCGUAUUCAUUGGCGUUGAUGACCCGCUUCCUAGGGUGGACAGUGGAGGAUGUUAAUAUACUACUAGGCGAAGUGCGAAAGGAGCUGCUGGACCGGAGAUUGCACAUCUAUUCCCGACUGUAUGUAGUGUACGGACAGAAGUUAUGAACAAUUGAUUGAUCAGGCAUUGGAUGAUAGCAUCUCAGUGUAUUAUUGCGGUGUUGUCGUUAUCUUCGGCUGCUUCCGAGAUCGGGAUGGAUGACGCAAUAACACAGCAGUUAGCAAUAACGGCGGACUCUCGCCGAGAGGAGAGUCUAGACAUCGGGUAGCGAAGUCAGAGCAGCUCAAGCUAGGAAAAACUAGAGGCGGCGAAAAGUGUCGGGCUGCGAUUAGUGUAGAAAGUGGAGGAUGGGCU